Myripristis murdjan (pinecone soldierfish) is the source of this 3489-nucleotide messenger RNA. RefSeq names its product atonal bHLH transcription factor 8 (gene atoh8). Gene Ontology annotation, cellular component: nucleus. Lineage: Eukaryota; Metazoa; Chordata; Actinopteri; Holocentriformes; Holocentridae. The transcript is spliced from 4 exons. Bases 2078 to 3106 code for a protein of 342 amino acids. Gene Ontology annotation, biological process: positive regulation of transcription by RNA polymerase II; anatomical structure morphogenesis. The record is from RefSeq and is a predicted model, not a curated record. Gene Ontology annotation, molecular function: E-box binding; DNA-binding transcription factor activity; protein dimerization activity.
UCACCGGAGUCGGAGGAGGGCUUACAAGCUAGUCGCUCUCUCAGCUGUUUCUAUUCGCUUUUUAUGCUGGGAUAUUUAUAACGGUAAACGGCGUGUUGCCAAACAGACUACACGGAGCCGCAGAAGACUGGAACCGAUGCUUUGACUUUUUUUGUAUCACUAUCUACAGGCGUCAGUCCAGAAGAAUGCAGUAGGUGGGCUAAAUAUCAGAAGCAGCUACUAAAAUCUGCUUAUCAAGGAUAACGUUUACCUCCAAAACAUCUUCAGUCGUGCUUGUCCCCGUGUCAUAUUGCAUGCAACCUGCAUGUAGCGGGAUAUCAGAGCUUUCUUCAAGAAGGAGAGGCUCUUUGGCGGGUAAACGAGGUGGAAAUCUUAAGUGAAAGCUUCACUUGAGUUUGCUGAUUGGGGACAUGGAAGGAGUUUGACUCCGUCUCGCUGUUCAUGGAAGCAGCAGCAUGUUUAGGGCAUGAAAUAGUCGAUCUGCUCAUUUCAUCCUUGGAUCGCUGACACAGUCAGUAAGACUCAAUCGGGAUUGUGGCGUUGAGCUCCAGUCUUGUUAAAUGUCUGCGCCUGGCCGCGAGCUUCAAAUUGCUCCUCUUUGCAGAAAUACUUGUUUUGUUUGGGCUAUAUUGUUCUGAUUUUACAAACCAUUGAGCAUGUCAUUUUUUGUUAAUGCAUUUUUUGUUAAACCUGGAUUUCAAACAUGUUCUGUAUGGAAGUGUUACUCUGAGAAGUCACGAUUUUUAACUUUCUUUCUUUCUUUCUUUCUUUUUUUUUUUUUUUUUUUUUUUUUUUUUUGUUAAAGCUUUAAAGCUGACAAUAACGAUUAGCAUGCAAAGUAACAGGUUAUGUCUAGCCAGUGUAGCUUUGUGAUUAUGAUUGUAUUAGAGAGCUGAAGUGCUUCUCAUCUGCUGUCUCCAUACAGGGUUAGUGUAUGGAAGUCCACUGGAGCAGCGGUGUGGGUUAUUCGCAGUGCUGCUAUGCAGACAGACUGGAGCCACACUGCUGAACUGUAAACCUGACUUUGAUCACGGGCUAGGACUGCUUACACAGAAUGAAAGUAACUUUUACAACUAAUAAAGAAAGAACUUUCUGCAGGUGCCAAUCCAGAGAGACAGCCUCUGUGGGAUAGAAGAUGUACACUACUCUCUGUAGCUACCAGUGACUCAGUGCUGCUAUGCAGACAGAGUGGAGCCACAAAAAAACUGCCAGUUCAAGCAGCACACAGCAUUCUGCAGCCUCUGCAGCUUCUGCAGUUGAAUAGCUCGUGUUUUACAGAAGAGAGCUGAAAGAUUUGUCUUUAAGAGGGGAAAUAUGUUGUGAUUAGACUUAAAAAGUCAUGCUUGAGUUGUAUAUAAAAUUAUGGAGAUUCAGCAUAGAUAAAGUUGAAUGUCAGACAAUGGAAACAAUGGAAACUCACAACUACACUGCUACCAUAUAGCAGCAACUGCAUUUUGUUUUUUAUGGAACAGAGACUUUUGUUGGAACAGCUCUGUGUUUGAGUCCUUCAAGCUAACUGUUUCAGUCACAGUGAGAAUGUUUUGUAAGCUAUUCAUGAUGCCAUACUUUCUAACUAAUUCUAAUUACCACUACCUACAUUGUGGGUGCAAAACUACAGCUAUAUUUGCUCAUCUUAAGUUAAUCAGUUGAAAUAACUCAGCUGUCAGGUUGUGGUUCGAAUUAGGAUAAAAAGUGAGUAUCAGCUUUAAAGCUUACGCUAAUUUUAUUCAAUUCAGUGACUCUGAAUCAAAACUGACUCGUCUAUGUGAUGUAAACCACUAUUGAUAUAUUGACCUAUCUUGAUUACAUAGCUAUAGACAUAUAUUGGAGUGUAUGUUUUCCACAGCUGAUACACAUGGUGCAAGGACCACUGUGUAGAGGACCAUAGUAUGAGAGCAGGCUACAAAUGUUAAAUACUAAUACUAAUACUAAUAAUAAGUAAAAAUUAAAAAUGAGUUUAGCAGCAAAUGCAUUUAUUUGGUUUAGUUUUACUUAGCCCAAUUAAGAAUAGAGACAUUGUCAGGUAGGUUAACUUUAUUAGUUAGUUAAUUAGAUAGCUUGUUCUCAGUGCUGAAGAAUGAGGAACCCUCAUCUGUGGUCUGAUGCUUGUAAUAAAUCCAUCUCUAGCAAUAAAACAGACCAGACACUUAUAUCUGUCCCAGGCAUUAACAAGAAGUUCAAGAGGAAGUCCCGUGAGCCCAAACGGCUAUAUAAUAGCUCCUCUGACCCUAUGGGCAUAAAAACCUACCAAGCAGACUUGGACGAGGAUUUGGCAGAGGAGAUUCAUAAAGAGCCAUGUAAUGUUAGCACGCUGGCCCCUGUACAGAGACAACUGAUGACAUCACAGGAGGCAAGACCCAGUACCACUGCGAUUCUGUCAGAACUAAUAGAUGGCAAAAUUAAGUCACCUAGUGCUCAGAUUGGUGCCAUUGACAUGAGGAUUGGCAGUAAUGUUCCUGCUAUCACAGCGAAACUGUCACAGCUGCCUGUCUCUCAGUUCUCUAACGCACAGACAUCAGACUGGCCCUGCACCAUCACUCAGCCACAACCAAAUGGACUCAAACUGGGCCUUUGCUCCUCUUUCACUCCCCUUACAACAGCCAACGCUAAUUACAGUCAUCCAUCCAUCCACCAUACCUUCAGCCAGGACUCCUCUCUGCUUGGCGAAGCUGCAGCUCUGUCUGUUCCUGGAGCAUCCCAGACCUCCCAGUGUAACGGUCAUACUAUGGAGUCCCAGAUCCAUUCACCCAAGGAGACACCAAGGAAGCGGGUGGGGAUGAGUGCUGACCUUCCUGGGCGUCUUCCAGAAGUCAAAGCUAUCCAGCAGACCAGGCGGCUUCUGGCCAAUGCCAGGGAAAGGACCCGUGUCCAUACUAUUAGCGCUGCCUUUGAGGCCUUGAGAAAGCAGGUGCCAUGCUACUCCUAUGGACAAAAGCUUUCUAAGCUGGCUAUAUUACGAAUAGCCUGCAACUACAUCCUGUCUCUGGCUCAGUUGGCUGAGCUAGACUACAGCUCAGACCACAGCAGUCUGAGCUUCUCUCAGUGUGUGGAGCAGUGUACCAGGACCCUGCAGGCUGAGGGCAGGAGCAAAAAGAGAAAGGAAUGAAUCCUGAUGGAGGCAAGCAGGACUAUAGGCACGAGGAAGAGAGAAGGAGAGAAGAAAACCAGAGGAAAGACAAGGAGAUGCAGAGAGGGCAACUGAAUGGAAGAGAGGACUUGUUACUGGACUCUAUUCCUGCCUUGCUAUGAGUCAUAGACUGCUCUCACUGCACAAAAAUAAAUCAACUAAAGCCAGUACUUGUCAUAAAUAGGAGCUGUGGCAUCAAAGAAUCGGCUAUAGAGGCUUUAUUGACAGUCGCUGAGCAUAAAAAAGGCAGAAAACAGAUAAAGGUGGGCUUAAAAAGGAGAUCAGUGGGAGAUUGGUGAAUUGUAGGACUUUGUGAAAAAAAAAAAAAAAACAGAUCAUUGGUUUAGCAACAGUCAGCUAAA